Messenger RNA from Fusarium fujikuroi IMI 58289, 1323 nucleotides. RefSeq names its product related to salicylate 1-monooxygenase. The transcript is spliced from 5 exons. Lineage: Eukaryota; Fungi; Ascomycota; Sordariomycetes; Hypocreales; Nectriaceae. Bases 1 to 1323 code for a protein of 440 amino acids. The record is from RefSeq and is a predicted model, not a curated record. Gene Ontology annotation, molecular function: monooxygenase activity; FAD binding.
AUGUCAGCUCAAAAAGAGUCAUCUAAGCUCGAGGUAGCGAUCGCUGGCGGUGGCAUCGCAGGCCUCAUCACAGCAAUCGCACUUCUCAAACACCCAAACGUCAACGUCCAAGUCUACGAGCGAGCGCCAGAGUUUAAGGAAAUCGGCGCGAGUAUAGCUCUGGGUCCCAAUGGCCUCAGAACUCUUGAUCGGCUUGGUGUCGAGAAUGCCCUGGCUGAAGGCUUCGCUCAACGUCAAAAGUCUGGCCAUCAUAUGAUAUACCGGCACUGGAAGACUGGAGAGGUCAUCGAUUACGAUGUUCACAGCACAGUAAAGAGCAAGAGACAUGCGACUGCGCGGUUCCAUCGCGCUCAUCUUCAUCAGGCGCUGUUAGAGAACUUACCGGAAGGUAUUGUUCAUUUGGGGAAGACUACUGUUGAUGUGAAGGCGGAUCCUGAUGAGGGAGCGACGCUUUACUUUGAGGAUGGUACGACGGCGACAGCUGAUAUUGUCAUUGGGGCUGAUGGUUUACGAUCCAAAGUCCGCAAGACGUUCGUACCGGAACAUGAACUGCAUUGGACAGGUUGGGUCGCUUUCCGCGCUGUCUUUGAUGCCGAAAGAUUGAAGGACCUUGAGUAUCCUAAGGACGCAGCCCAUUGGGCUGGCCACGAGACAACAUUCUUCCAUUCGCACCUAGGCAAAGGUCUGUUUACCAUAGUCGGCGGAUAUCACGCAGAUCCUCAAGACCCCAAAUCACCGGGUAAAGACGCAAAGUGGGAUGAAGAUGGCAGUGUUGAGGAAUUUAAGAGAUUAUACCAACAUUGGAACCCAACAAUCCGGGCAUUCAUAGACGCAACCCCCUACGUCAAACUCUUCCCCAACUACGCCGGCGCAGCUCUCGAUACGUGGUUCUUCUCCAACCGUGUAGCUCUCGUCGGUGAUGCAGCUCACACCCACGGCGGAUCCUUUGCAGCAGGGGGCUCACUCGCCAUUGACGAUGCAUAUGCCUUGUACCGCUCGCUCGAUCAUGUUUGGCCUCCUUCGUCAGCACAAAGUGGAAAGCCGACCAAGGCUCAGCUUGCACAAGUGUUUGAGCUAUACGAAGCCACUCGCAAACCGCAUCUGGAUAAGCUCUUGGGUAUCGUCCAUAAGAACAUUUCAGGGCAGAGGUCGAAUAUCGAGAGAGCGACUACGGAGACGGACGAUCAGUUAAGGCAGAGGGUGAAGGGAAGGAUGGACCCCUCGUGGAUUAGUGAGCAUGAUGUUGUUGCGGCAUUUGAACGGGCUGUUGAGAGGAUAGAAGGCCGGGAGACGACGGUGGAGGAACCUCGCGCAAGGUUGUGA